GCUUAGCAAUGAUGCUAGCAGCUGGUUGGCGUACUCCUGCCCCAGUUGCAGCGGCGCCACCAGCCAGCAGGUGCACAUGGCGCGUGCAAACCGCACAGAGAGGACUGGCAUGGCCUCGGGUCAUUCCUGUGGCCUUGGGAUUGGCUGCCGGUGCCAGCCGGAGGGCCCACGCCAAAGCAGCGAGGGCGGAGGCCAGCGAGGCCUCUGACAGCCGGUUGAGUUUGGACCUAAGAGGCCGCAAAGCGCUGGUGACAGGGGGCUCACGGGGCAUCGGCCUUGCCACUGCAGAGCUGCUGUUGUCGCUGGGUGCAGAUGUGGUCAUUUGCGCACGUGGUGAGGAGGACCUCCUGGCUGCUGCGCAGCAGAUGCCUCAAAGCGAACACUGCGUGGCCAUCCAGGCAGAUCUCUCCAGCGAGGAGGGCGUCACGAAGCUUGAGCUGGACAUCCUGGUGAACAACUGCGGCAUCAACAUCCGCAAGCGGGCAGAGGACUUCACGCAGGAAGAGUUUCAGCAAGUUUUCGAUACCAACUUCAUGAGCUGCAUGUGGCUCUCGAAAGCAGCGCUGCCACUGCUCAAGAAGGCGAGUCAAAACGGCGGCCGAGCGGGUGGCGCUGCGAUUGUGAACAUUUCCUCGGUUGCUGGAUCCGGCCACAUCCCUUCCGGAUUCCCUUAUGCAGCGUCGAAAGCUGCCAUGAACCAGAUGACCCGGAAUUUGGCUGUUGAAUGGGCGCGGUUUGGCAUCCGUGUGAAUGCAGUGGCGCCGGGCGCUAUCGCCACGCCACUUGUGGCAAAGGCCAACCCUACCUACAUCGACGACUUCAAGGGACGUAAGCCUCUCGGGCGGCUGGGCGACGUCAAGGAGGUAGCCUGGCCUAUUGCCUUCCUUGCUAGUGGGGCGGCAGCCUUCAUAACCGGGCAGACGCUACAUGUGGAUGGUGGCUUCACGGCCACAAGCUUCAAUGAAGUCCCUGACUACUGGGCCGAGUGA
This is a messenger RNA of Symbiodinium pilosum, 989 nucleotides long. The record is from the annotation of a GenBank genome assembly. Lineage: Eukaryota; Dinophyceae; Suessiales; Symbiodiniaceae.